UCGCCAGACCCCCACCCCUGAGGGGCAUGUAUACGAGAAGAAAAUUGGCAAAAGUUAAAAUCUUUUAAAGCAAAAUGCUCGAGGGCUGGUACUGUAGAUCCCUGGCCAACCAAGAGGAGGGCGCCAUUAAGGACGAGCCCCCAAGCGACGAUGAGCCAACACAACCUGCCAGUGAUCGUGUGCCGGCGAUUUCCCGUGGAGGCAUACCCGCUAGCUCGUCCACUGUUUCGGCGGGACUUGGAGCGAACGAAACGGACUUUAAGGAGCGCUACAAGAACCUAAAGAAGAAGCUAAAGUUUCUCAUCUAUGAGAACGAGUACUUUCAAGAUCUAUUGCACACAAACCAGCGUCGCCUACUGAAAGUUUCUCGCGAUCGCACCUUUCUACUGGACCGCCUCCUGCUGUACGAGAAGCCAGCGAAGGACUCCAGUGAUUCCGAUGCCACCGAUAGUUCCGAUUCGGAACCAGCGUCGACUUCCGGAGCUGCCGGAGGAUCACAGACGCCCAAGGAUGUUAUGCGCAGAAAGCACAAGGACAAGGGGGCCCCUGGAAUUCAGGGAGUGCCCCCGCACAUGCCCACUGUGGGGGCAACUCGAGGACGUAGGCGCAAAGUAUUGACCGGGAUGAUCCCCUCGAAUCAUGGAAUCCAGGCAGCUCCUGCUGCCAAAAGACAACUGACUGCCACCGUUUCCCCUUCGCAGCAGCAACUCCAACUACAGAGUGCACCCAAGGAUGUAUCGCCUGGUUUGAGCCAAGCGGAGAUCGCUCGCCAGCUACAAGAGCGACGACCUACGCCCCUGGAGCUCAUGAGUCCGGAAUGCACCUCAGCUACUGUGCCCACUACGAUGCUCAGCGAUGAAAGCCCCUCCAAAUGUUUUUCUAGCUAUCCCAAUGAGAGUCUACAGCAUCUAAUGGAGGACGACUCACAUUCGCAUGAGGUAGCCGCCGAAGAAUGCGUUCCAAUGGAGUACACCAGUUAAUAUUUACAUAAAUUUUAUACUUUGUCUUAGCUAAUAAAUCUACUAAAAAUCAAA
Molecule: messenger RNA, 1034 nt
Organism: Drosophila ficusphila
Lineage: Eukaryota; Metazoa; Arthropoda; Insecta; Diptera; Drosophilidae
Product: INO80 complex subunit E
Exons: 3
Coding region: 75-980 (301 amino acids)
Biological process (GO): chromatin remodeling
Cellular component (GO): Ino80 complex; nucleus
Source: RefSeq, a predicted model, not a curated record